AUGCUGUAUCCCAACGACUUCGAUGGCAUGCUUGCUGGCAGCCCUGGUAUCGACUGGCUGCAUAUUGUCAGCUCGAAGGGUAUCCUGACCCACCGAAUCGGCUGGCCGUACAUCAACUCGUCCCGCUAUGUUCAUGCGGCGCAGUGGGCAGCUAUAACAGAGCAGCAGAUACAACUCUUCGAUUCUCUCGAUGGCGUGACUGACGGCAUCAUCGACGAUCCGACAAUGUUCCGCUUCGAUCCAGAAAUUCUUGCAUGUGGCGCAGGCAUACUAAACGCCUCCGUAUGCUUGAACCCAGAUCAAGUCAACGCUGUCCAUAGCGCGUACGAGCCCAUCGCCGACACAGCUGGACAGAUUGUCUACCUGUCCUUUGAGCUUGGAAGCAAUACUGGGGUCUACAGGGCCAACAUCAAUGCCACCUCCGGUCAACCACAACUCGGCUAUACUAUUCUACAGGACUUCUGGCGAGGAGCAAUCUACAACGACUCAAGCUGGACGCGGCUCAACUUUAAUGAGACGGACAUGGACUAUGCCAUCAAACUAAACCCAGGCAAAGUCAACACAGGCGAGACCGAUCUCAGCGCUUACAGAGUCAAAGGUGGGAAAGUGAUUGCGUAUCAUGGUCGGAACGACGAGACUGUGACGUCGGCAUUGUCAGCUCGUUAUUUCACUCGUGUCCAGCAGAGCCUGAAUGCCUCGAUCGAGGACAUGCACGACUUCUACAGGCUUUUCUGCAUCCCAGGCAUGCACCACUGCUCGACAGGGCCAGGGGCCUGGGACAUAGGUCAGGUGUAUCCGCUCGAUACAAGACGCAAUGACACCGAGCACAACGUGCUGUUGAGUCUGGUCGAAUGGGUUGAGAACGAGCGUGCGCCUGAUUUCAUGAUCGGCACAAAGUACUCCGGCGACAAGGUAGGGACUACUGGGAUCGUGCAAGCUGAGCGCAGACAUUGUGUAUACCCUGCUGUCAGCAAGUGGAACUGUCGUGGUAAUACUACGCUAAAAGAUAGCUGGGACUGUCUUACAACCGACCAGUGGCAAGUGGAUUACUGA
Recurvomyces mirabilis is the source of this 1053-nucleotide messenger RNA. RefSeq lists its product as uncharacterized. NCBI's taxonomy places the organism in Eukaryota, Fungi, Ascomycota, Dothideomycetes, Mycosphaerellales, Teratosphaeriaceae. The record is from RefSeq and is a predicted model, not a curated record. The transcript has a single exon. Bases 1 to 1053 code for a protein of 350 amino acids.